CGAAUUGAAAACAAAAAAAAGAAAAACGAAGGCUGAUCUACCGAUCGCGGACAGAGUUAUUUCUUUUAUCUUCCAACCGUGCCAAUCCAAUCUAAAAUUUGUUUCAUCUUUUUGUCGACCUUAACUUUAACUUAAUAUAUCAUCCUCUCUGUUUCAACUUUCAACUCUUGAAUCAAGCAAAUAUCACAAAUGGCAGACGCUUAUUGGCGCUACACCGACUCUCGGCAGCCCCCGCCUUCGACCGUUCCUACUCUUGUCUCCAAACGACCUCGUUCCGACUACGAUAUCUCUGGUGGCCAUGAAUUGCCUGGUUAUUAUCCCCAUGAUGAAGAUAGAGGAGCUAUCCGUGUAACGAGAGAUACUGACUCAAUUGGAGCAUCUUAUGAUCGAUAUCUGCGUAGUGCGCAAAUUCAAUCUUAUGGUGGGGGGCAGUCUGCAAGACCCACAAGUGGAGGAAUGCCUGGUCGCUCUGUUGAUGAUCCGCGCAUCGGGGGUAUUGGGGGCUUGGAACCUGGGGUAAGUGCAAAAGACAGAACCCUGGGAUUAGGAGGUGGAAGGGCUGAGAUUCCUCUUCCUCCUGAUGCUUCCAGUACAUUAUAUGUGGAGGGAUUGCCUUCUGAUUGUACACGACGGGAAGUUUCUCAUAUUUUUCGUCCUUUUGUUGGCUACAAAGAAGUAAGACUUGUAAGCAAGGAAUCAAGACAUCCUGGAGGAGAUCCACUUAUUCUUUGUUUUGUUGAUUUUGUAAGUCCUGCCCAUGCAGCCACUGCCAUGGAUGCUUUACAAGGUUAUAAAUUUGAUGAGCAUGACCGUGACUCGGUUAAAUUAAGGUUGCAAUUUGCUCGCUAUCCUGGUGCAAGGUCAGGUGGCGGGCAUCGUGGAAAGCGUUGAAUUAUGCGAUUUUUCAGGGGCAUUUGCGCAAACUGGGGGGAUUACGAUAAUGAGAGACCGUACGACAGCAUUGCAUUUUCGAGCAUUAUACCAAUCUCUGAAAGUGUGGUUUCGAUAGGAUGAACUUUAAAUAUGUAGUUUUUGAUAAUUGCGAGGCGAUUGCUUAAGUUGGGAGAGUAGCUUUGUUAUAAGAUAACUGCAAAUUUGAUUUUAAUCUUCAAAACUAUCGUGGCCUGGGUUUACUUAGACGCUGCUAAACUUGUUUCUGGUUGAGCAUGGUGGAAACCAACUUUGUUUGUCUUUAUUUUGUCGUUAGGAGUCAUUUUGUGAUAUAAAAUUCGCAAUGUAAGUGUGGUAGGUUGCAUAGAUUUAAAUUAAUUUUUUGAUUAUGCAGUUUCAUUCGGAAACAAAAAAGAGGGAAGAGGUUCCGGGCUUCCUGCUUCCUGCUUGCUAAUUAGAUUGUCUGAAAUAAAGCAUGCUUUGUUUGUUUUUAUCAUA
This is a messenger RNA of Mangifera indica (mango), 1389 nucleotides long. Its product is annotated as RNA-binding protein 2-like. Gene Ontology annotation, molecular function: mRNA binding. Bases 190 to 891 code for a protein of 233 amino acids. The record is from RefSeq and is a predicted model, not a curated record. NCBI's taxonomy places the organism in Eukaryota, Viridiplantae, Streptophyta, Magnoliopsida, Sapindales, Anacardiaceae. The transcript is spliced from 7 exons.